AUGGGCUUAGUGCGUCGCUUGAGCGCACAUAUAAAAGUCUCGGUUGAGCCCAAGGCUUCUUAUUCCACCUCUAACCUUGGUAUCGAUCGGUACCACCACACAAUCACCACACGAACUAUGGAACUCGACCAAGCGGUCGAUAGCACGGUUGAUGCUAAACUUGCAAGUGAGGUGGAAAUCGAGCAGGUCUCUAGCAGAUUUGCGGGCCAAAAUGACAAAGAUUGGACCCUCCCUACACCUCUCGAACUCCUGCUGAAAGAUAAAUCGGACUCUGUCCAGUGGCAGAAAGAUCUGAUCCAAGAUUACGAGGCCAGCAAUAUCAGUCUGGAUGAUAUAUUGGCAACUAUCCCCUCCCAAUGUAGUUGGGUGCACGGCGCCCUGCCACAAUUCAAAACCUUCACAGGCCAACGCUGUUUGCUCUCCAUUGGGUUCUGCCCCCAGUACGGGGAGGUCAUCCCAGCAGAAGGCAUAGGUAGUGAUGCUCCUGCGCCUGAAUUCUGUUUUACAGACGUUGUAGCUAGUUCAGUUGGUCGUAUUUUCGGCCCUACGAUAAGCCUUUGCCUAGAGCGCGGUUCUCAAAAUUAUCGUGCCUGUCUCGCAGUUGGACAGACUGAAUUUCUCUGGUCUCUUUUAGCCACUCGCCUUGAGAUAGCAGUCGCAAGGAAAGAUUUUAAUAUCCACCUCACAGGGUGCAUUACAUUCUCGUCUGCCGCCCAAGACAUAGCCAAUUUCCUCGAUAUGCCGAUUUGGAAUAUUCCCGACCCAUCGAUCAUUGGCCGUGCUUCGCAUCUUACGAUGUGGCUUGCAAAAUUGGGCCGCCAGGAUUUAGCUAAGCAAUUAGCGGCUAUUGAUGGCAGGGACAUCCGAAGCGUGUAUGAAGUUCUCUGGGAGGACAUCAUCAAAGGUAAAUAUUUCGAACUAAACAUUCUCUUUCUUGCUGUUUGA
Molecule: messenger RNA, 945 nt
Organism: Talaromyces rugulosus
Lineage: Eukaryota; Fungi; Ascomycota; Eurotiomycetes; Eurotiales; Trichocomaceae
Exons: 3
Coding region: 1-945 (314 amino acids)
Source: RefSeq, a predicted model, not a curated record